This is a messenger RNA of Salvia hispanica, 890 nucleotides long. RefSeq lists its product as uncharacterized. Gene Ontology annotation, cellular component: mitochondrion. NCBI's taxonomy places the organism in Eukaryota, Viridiplantae, Streptophyta, Magnoliopsida, Lamiales, Lamiaceae. The record is from RefSeq and is a predicted model, not a curated record.
UCGUCUUGAUCGCUUUCAUUCUCCACAUUCCCAAUUCGAUUUCUCUCUCUAAACACAGCUCACUCUACCAAUCCGCCAUAGCCAUGGGUUUCGGAUCCCUAAGGUCCCUGAUCCGACCCGCAUCCAGAAUCCUUUCACCCGCAUCCUUUUUCUCUCCAGCUACAAGAACAUUCUCCACCUCCUCUCCGCCGCAGCAGCUCCACCGCCUCUUCGCUCCCCUCCGCCGCGACAAUCCUUGGAUUCCUCCUCGCAGCGCCUUCCACAGUCUCACCGACACCAGGUACCCAAAGCGUAGGCCCGUCGACAAGCCGCGCCGCAAGAGAGCAAGCUUGAAACCCCCAGGUCCGUAUGCGUGGGUAAAAUGCGUUCCUGGGGAGACUAUUCUUCCUAACCAGCCGAAUCAGGGAAGUGUGAAGAGAAGGAAUGAGAAGAAGAGGAUUAAACAGCAUCGCGCAUUCAUAAAGUUGGAAAGAAAGAUACGCAGAGGUCAGGUGCAGGAGGCCAAGAAGAAGAAGCUCACCCUACGGGUGGAGCGUAAGAUGGCUGCCGUUGCGAGAGACAGAGCCUGGGCAGAAAGAUUAGUUGAGCUCAAACGGAUUGAAGAGGAGAAGAAGGCAAGCAGCUAUGUGAGCUGAUUCUCUCUCUGCAUCUCUAGAUUUGGCUUCUUUUCAAGUUAGAUGCCAAAGCUGCUGGUUUUCCUUUGCAUAUGGAAGCAUCACUCUCUUUUGAGAGAUGAAAAUUCAAUGCUUUAACUGAUUUUAGCUUCUUUUAGAAAAUUUUCCUUAACUACAAGUAUAUUUUGAGGACUACCAUUUGUAAUUUGUAUGCAAAUGGAAUGGAAUACAAGCUACGUGCAGAAUGUUUCAAUAAAGAAGCUGUGAAAUUCCUUA